Messenger RNA from Ceraceosorus guamensis, 2237 nucleotides. RefSeq lists its product as hypothetical. The record is from RefSeq and is a predicted model, not a curated record. The transcript has 3 exons. The coding region runs from base 160 to 1935 and encodes 591 amino acids. Lineage: Eukaryota; Fungi; Basidiomycota; Exobasidiomycetes; Ceraceosorales; Ceraceosoraceae.
UUGCGAUUGAUCGAGCGACCAUGCCCUCGUAAACUCUGCACUCAACCUCACAGACUGGGCCCGUACAGCCUCCACGUUCAUAAUUAAAGUCCUUCUAAGGAAACAUUUGACGAGGCCAGAUCGCAAGAUCUGCCGUUUGAUUCACACAAGGACGCCGAGAUGAAGAGGGCAGCCGCUUUCCAGCUGACCUCGGGCUCAGGUGAUGGCGAGGAGUCGGAAGAAGGCCAGAAUGGAUCCGCUGGUGGCGCGGGCGCAUUGCAAGGUAGCGGAGCUGACAGAGUCAUCAAGGGUAUGCCUAGACGGAAAGGAAGCGGACCCCCCGGUGCGGCAAGUUCAGCGUCAAUAGCGGCACCGUCAAGUUCGGCGCCUGGUCGAACUCCUUUCUCUUUUGGUACAGCAGCAUCUCCUGCGUCAAAUGCUUCUUCCGUACAGGGUAAUGCUUUUGGUGCUUCAAGCGGCAUUGCAUCCGCUCCCGCGACUCCCGCUACUCUCUUUUCAUUUGGCUCUUCUUCAACGAGCAGCGCAACAUCCCAAGUCACAUCCUCCACUUCUCGACAAUCAUCCGCUGAAUCCUACUACCUGAAACUUAGAGGCCUUAAUCACUCCCUUUCUAGCGCACUGGAGGGUGUCCUCAAAGCUGAUCCGUUCGCAGACCUCACACACGUUCUUGCUGAGCUAGCGAGUGAUUACAAACGGCAUAGGAGCAGCACCGAUGCUCUUGCUGGGCCGUCUGCGUCCGCAGCAAGAUCAACAGAAACGAGUUCGACGUCUCCUGCAGUGCCACCAUCUCCCACAGUCUCGAACCCUGCGACGCCUUUUGUCUCCUCACGCCAGGCGAAUACUCUAGUAGGACCCCCAAAAGCACCUACUACUCCUUUCACGUUCGGAGGAGUACCUGCAGGUGCCUCUCCAAUCACACCGAAAGCAGACCCCAAACCCACACUACUUCCAGGGCAGCCUACCUUUUCUAGCCCAUCAGGCGGCUUUUCAUUCGCAGGCAAGAGCUUUGGGGCGCCUGCUGAAGGUGAUGCACAGGCAACCAAAAGCGUCGCGAAAACACCUAGCAAUUCUUCUUCAAGUGCCUCAUCAUUCGCCUUUGCGCCUGCCGCAGCAGCGAAAGAGGUAUCUACGACGAUCACGAAGGGCGAUGGGGAUGUAUCACGGGGGGAAGGCAAUCGGGCGGAAGGGGCAACCAGCACCACCAGAACCCAACCAGCUGCCUCGCCUUUCUUUGGCUUUGGCCAAGCACAUGCAGGCAGCAUGAAGGGCGUGGCCACUCCCCACUCUAAGAGUGCAGCUGGCGACUCAAACGUUCAAAGCACGUCAUCAGACAAGCCGAGUUCUAAUGGAAAUUUCAACAAGAGCGGCACGUUUGGAUUUGGAUCCUCGAGUACCCCUGCUACCCAUGACUCUGCAGCCAAAGAUGCCGCAACCAAACCGAUAUUCGCCUUCGGAUCCGCUCCAGCAGCGUCAUCUACUCCGGCGUCAGCAGCGACCUUCGGCUCUGGCUCAGUGUCGACCACCAAUCCUGUCAGCACUCCGUUUUCGUUCGGCGCAAAAGCCGCUAAUGCUGCGGAGUCUGCUUCGGGCUCGAGCGCCAGCAAACCUGCGGCGGCUUCUCCGUUCGGUUUUGGCUCUGCAUCAGGAUCGUCCUCGAGCAACAAUCUGCGCUUCUCGUUCGGUUCCUCCUCCGCCUCUUCUACGGACCCCUCAAACAUCAGUACGAAUGCAACACCCAAUGUGGGAGCGAGCAAAUCAACAUUCUCUUUUGGAGCGUCCAGCAGCCCCUCUGCGGGAGGUACUGGAUAUGCGGCCACGGGCAACACAAAACCCGGAGGAUUCCAAUUUGCCUUUGGCAAACCAUUGGCUUUUGGAGGAUCUGAGCAAGGCUCUGCCGACAAGAAGGAUGGCGAUGACAAAGCGGAUGACAAAUGACAUUCGCCACGCAUGCCUUCCUCUCGAGACUUUCGAGGCUGUGCCGAUUUGCGGAUCUCGAAGCUCGUUUGUAGAGUUCGUCUUGCUCCGAUGUCGAUCUACCAACACCUACGCGGCCACCCACUGAUUCGCUCUCCAUCCCUCGUCUGUCCAGCAGACUGACGCUUUCUGCAGCCUCAUCGCUCAAUGCAUUCGUGGCGCUAGUGUCUUCGUUGAUCGUGCGAUUGCUGAUGGUCUCAGUCGUCCGCGAUCCUUUGAAGGAGAGCAGUGUGGAUGUUGCCUUCAACUUCACGAGCUGCUGA